AUGGGUGAUACAAUUAGGCAAUACGACGAAAGAAGUUCAGAUAGUGAACCUUUUCCGGUGUCAGAAUCCGAGUAUGAACCAAGUGAAUAUAGUAUAGAGUCCAGGGAAUCCCCUACUGACAGAGCAGAGGAUGUGGCUUCUACUUCAAAUUACGUACCAUCGUUAUUAGAAGAGGAAAAUGGUAUGCCAAAAUCAAAAGGAAAGAAAAGGAUCCGGAAUGAAUUACAAUGGAAGAGAAAUAUUAGAAAAAGGAACAAGACUGCAGGCCAAGAAUACAUCAGUGUAAAGGGAAAUAUUGUGCCUGCGAAAACUUUUGUGGCUAAAGACUGUAUGUGCUUAAAAAAAUGUCAUGCGAAGUUUUCGCAAGAGCGGCGUGAAGCACUAUUUAAAAACUUUUAUGCAUUAGAGUCACACGAUUUGCAAACUGCAUUUAUAUAUGGACAAAUACGCGUUCAGGUCAAAGAACGAUCAUACAGCACGCAGAAUAUUAAAAAAAAAGAAAAUGCAAGAUACUAUUUUUUAUCGGAUGAGCGUGGAAAAGAAUGCCAGGUCUGCAAAGAGUUUUUUAAACUAUCAUUAGGGGUUUCUGAUGGUCGAAUAACAAGGGCUCUCGCAACAAAGAAAACAACUGGAACACCUCGAACUGAUGGUCGCGGUAAAACAUCAUCAGCGAAUAAGACUUCUGAAGUAAAGAUUGAGGGAGUUAAAAAUUUUAUAAAUAAAUUUCCUGUUUACGACUCUCACUAUUCGAGAGAAAAAAACCCAGCACGUCAAUACCUAUCUCCUGAUCUAGACAUAACAAAAUUAUUCAAUUUAUACAAGGCUGAGGUACCAAAUAAUAACGUUUCAAUCUUUUUAUUCCGUCGCAUUUUCAAUCAAGACUUCAAUUUGAGCUUUCAUCCUCCAAUUUCAGACAGUUGUCGCAAAUGUGAUGCAUUUAACGUUAAAAUUAAAGCCGCUAUAGCAAAUAACGAAGAGUGUCACAUUAUUCAAGCAGAGCAAGAACUACAUCAAAGAAAGGCAGAAGCUGCACGACAAGUCGAACGAGAAGUUGAAAGUCCACAACUACAAACACCAGUUACCCAUAAAACUGGCGUGAAACUCAAACAACCGGUAAACCCAUCAUCUCAGGAAAAACACGGAUACAAGAAAUCACAACCACAACAGACUGAAAUAAAAUUAACAUCAAAUCAAAAACUAACACAUCAAGGAACACCAAAAACAGGUAAUUCUAACAAAGACAAUACGGAUCUCAAUAUCGCCAAUAGAACCAGAAAAAAUUCGAAAAGUUCAAUCGUUACAUAA
Messenger RNA from Diabrotica balteata, 1305 nucleotides. Lineage: Eukaryota; Metazoa; Arthropoda; Insecta; Coleoptera; Chrysomelidae. The record is from the annotation of a GenBank genome assembly.